AGCGCGGCAUGGGUGGCGCGCUGCUGCUAGCGCUGCUGGCGGCGGCGCGGGCCAGCGAGCCUAAUGCCACCGAACUCAGCCCCUCGCCGCCACCAGAAGAGGAGAAGACCCCGCUGUUCCCCAUCGACCUGUUCACGGAGGAGCAGCGGCGGUCGGGCGCCGUGCUGCUGCACGUCAUCGGCAUGGGCUACAUGUUCGUCGCGCUGGCAAUCGUGUGCGACGAGUUCUUCGUGCCGGCGCUGGACGUCAUCAUCGAGCGGCUGGCCAUCCGGGACGACGUGGCCGGCGCCACCUUCAUGGCGGCGGGGGGGUCGGCGCCGGAGCUCUUCACCUCCAUCAUCGGCGUGUUCGUGUCGUUCGACGACGUGGGCAUCGGGACGAUCGUGGGCUCGGCCGUCUUCAACAUAUUGUUCGUGAUCGGUGCGUGCGCGCUCUUCUCCAGAACGACUUUGACAUUAACGUGGUGGCCCCUGUUCCGCGAUUGCUCCUUUUACUCGGUCAGCCUCCUGGUGUUGAUAUACUGUUUCCGGGACAGCCAUAUCUACUGGCAGGAGGCGCUGGUGCUGUUCUCGCUGUACGGCGCGUACGUGAUGUUCAUGCGGUGGAACCAGCCCGUGGAGCGCGCGCUCAAGAAGCUCAUUUACAAGAACAAGGUGACGCGCGUGCGGAGCACCGACCAGCUGAUGCCCACGCACCAGACAGCUGCCCAAACUUUGGGGUAG
Messenger RNA from Helicoverpa zea (corn earworm), 722 nucleotides. Its product is annotated as sodium/potassium/calcium exchanger Nckx30C-like. Gene Ontology annotation, biological process: calcium ion transmembrane transport; intracellular calcium ion homeostasis. Gene Ontology annotation, molecular function: calcium, potassium:sodium antiporter activity; calcium channel activity. NCBI's taxonomy places the organism in Eukaryota, Metazoa, Arthropoda, Insecta, Lepidoptera, Noctuidae. The coding region runs from base 9 to 722 and encodes 237 amino acids. The record is from RefSeq and is a predicted model, not a curated record. Gene Ontology annotation, cellular component: membrane. The transcript is spliced from 3 exons.